Neodiprion fabricii is the source of this 4256-nucleotide messenger RNA. RefSeq lists its product as uncharacterized. Lineage: Eukaryota; Metazoa; Arthropoda; Insecta; Hymenoptera; Diprionidae. The record is from RefSeq and is a predicted model, not a curated record. The transcript has 3 exons. Bases 957 to 2636 code for a protein of 559 amino acids.
GGUCUAAAACUGGUCGGGCAGUUCAGUCGCUGCCGAGACGCCGCGCCGCCAUAACGCGAAGGGACGUCGCGACGCCGGUUUCUUCGUCUUGCCGCGAUCAGCUGUCGCGCCACAAGCGUGACUCGAUAGCCGGCGUUCGAUCGGAGAAGUAUCGUAGGAAAACUUGAUCGAAAGACGGAUUAUUUUGAUUUAUUUUUAUUGUGAUAAAAGGUGUAAUUCUCUCCCUACGUUCGAAGGUGAAGUGUCGUGACGACUCGAUUGGUCGUCUCUUCGCCUUCUACCAUCCUGUGAUAAUAAAGUUUUAUAAAUAACAGUGAGACGUGGCCGAAUGAUUUUCGGUUGGGAAUGAAAGUGUAAUUCGGAUAGUAAAAUUAUUCAAGGCCUGCGUUCGACGGAUUAUGGAGAUUGAAAUAUCGCCGCGAUAGGUUGUGAUAAUGUGUGCGUGCGCCUGAUACGAUCUGCUUACCGAGCUCUCGAUUCGACGUAUCAACACGUUGCUGGCAUAUGAUCGUCCUCUUUUCCUCUCUUUGUCUAUUUUACUAUUUUUUUCUUCAAAUUUCAAGGAUUCCGUAAAUCUUGCGUCUCUGUUUUAUACGUCUGAUUCUGAAAGUCGAACGCUCCGCCUACUCUCGUAAAAAUAAUUUUCUGGGAAUUUGAAAUAUUCCUUCAAUUUUGUGAUUGUUCUUCGUUGCUCGCUUCUUACUGUGCGCGAACAACGAGAACGAGGAGAGCGAUAUUUUAACGUGAAUCGAAAUCAGUGAAUCAUUGUGCUUCUUACCAAACCUGCCUACGAGUUCCGGUAUUUGAAGAGGGAUUUUCCAGCCGCUUGGACACGUCACAAUAUGUAAUCGAUGUUGUGACAGCGGACUGCCAAAUUUUUCUACAUGCGCUGCUCCGGAGGGCCGUGAUACUUGGAGGAGGCGAAUCGCGAGCCAGAGAAAGAGACGACCGCCAGGAUGCUUCAGCCGUGGUGCAGCGGAAGCGCCCGCUGCGUACGCAAGGCGCUUUUCUUCGUCUUCAUAUGGGGAUUAAUAAUGAUCGCCGCUAUACAGUUCCGUCACAUGGAAACAGUACAGGAGAAUGUGGCUGGAUCCGCGUCCCACGGAGCCAGCCUAAGCUCAGGUCGUUUUCUCCUACAGCAAUUGAUUGAUUCCAGCUACACCCGCGAGCCUGUUGUCCCGGUGACCCAGAGCCCCCUGGAAAUGGAGCCGCUCCUCGACAAGACCCCUUCACGGACCGAGGACAAGCUGAUCGAGGAAAUCGAGACGAGGCUCCCGAGUCUACCUCUCGCCUAUUGGAACCGUAAUAAAAAUAACAAGGCGAUGCACUACAAGAACGAAAGUUGCGCCAAAUUUCCAAGUAUAUUUGACCUCGAGUUCAACAACAUCUACUGGCAGAGCAUGCACACCUCGAACGGCUCCUUUCAGCUCUUUGGCGCUUUCUACGACACCAGGGAACUGUCCAAGAUUGGACCGGCUGUCCGAAUCGUCGGCAUGAUCAACAGGAUCGAACCGACUGUGAAGAGCUUCUGCCAGAUCUGGUACGAGGGUGAGAAAGAACCGCAGCUGGUCGAGACCUUCGAGUACAAAUACGUUUGGUACUCGAAGUGGGGCAACUACAAGCAAGGUAUAUAUCAGCCGUACAUAAUCACGUGUAGAGUACCCCAAAGUCACCAUAAACAGGUGCCAGCCUCGGUGUCGUUGGUGCCGAAGGCAUGCGACACGGCGACAAAUAAUCUGAGGGUAAUUUACAACAAACCGCCGGAGAAGAAGGACUUCGCUGUUUGCGUCAAGGGGCUGGACUUCCUUCACGAAGAUCUCUCUGUCAGACUGGUCGAGUGGAUCGAAAUGAUAACCCUCCUCGGUGCCGAUAAAAUAUUCUUCUACGAACUUCAGGUCCAUCCGAAUAUCAGCAAGGUGCUGAACUACUACGAGAAACUUGGCAAGAUACACGUCACUCCCUUGACCCUUCCUGGGGGUCAGCCGAACGUUCCCGCAUUCCAACACAUGUACCUCACUAAAAAGAUGAACCACAAACGUCAGAACGAGCUCAUACCGUACAACGACUGUCUCUACAAACACAUGUACGAGUACGAGUAUAUAGCGCUGUUGGACAUCGACGAGGUUAUCAUGCCCGUUCAAGACGCAACGUGGAGGGAGUUGAUGGACAGAAUAUUGCCAAAGUCCUUGAAAAUCCGGAACGAAUCGAGAGCUUCCUACAACGUCAGGAACGUCUACUUCCUCGACGAUCUUCUACACUCGCAUGGAUGGUUCAAAGACGUGCCAAGGUACAUGCACAUGCUCCAGCACGUCUACAGGGCGCAAAACUUUACGAAGCCGAAUCAGUACGUGAAGUGCUUUCACAACCCAGAACGAGUUGUAACCCUUCACAAUCACUUCCCGCUAGCUUGUCUGGGAUCUGGCUGCACCAGCUACCCAAUAGAAACGGAGGACGCCCAGCUUCAGCAUUAUCGCGCUGACUGCGUCAAGUCCCUGAAGAAGUCGUGCGUCGAGUACAGAGAGAACAGCGUGAUGGACACGACGAUAUGGAGGUAUAAGAACAAGCUUAUCGACAGGGUUACGCGGACGCUGAAGACUCUUGGAUUCUUCGGACCCGGCUACGCCUCGGAGAGAUAGUCAACGGCCCCAAGAGGAGCCAGGCGAUCUGGGUCCAGAAGAAUCAACCCACUGAGACACCGAAUGGACUUUUGAUGAUGAUGAUGAUGAUGAUGAUGAUGGUGAUGGUGACGAUCGUCGGGGCGAUAAGCAGAGCCCGUUGAUCGCCAACACCUACCUACGUACUUUGAAAAAGGAACACUAAGAAGAUUUUAAUAGUUGUGCGAUGUUUCUACUUCGACCGCAUUGUGUAAAUGUCUAUGUUUGUCUCUACUGUGUGUCUAGGUGGAGUGAUUCGUUGAAGUAGCAGCUGUUGGACAGAGUUCGAUUUUGGAGCACGCCACAGCGGUUAUCUUGCGACAACCAUUAUUUGUAUAUUAUCAUUCUAGUGUAGUUUUUAACAAGACGGCAAGGCUAUUGUCAUCCUAAUCGGGAAGAACGGAAGCCGUUUCGACGAAUAAUCUUUGAACGGGCAUCCGGAGAUCCCAGAUGUGUUAUUAUGGGGUUAUCCUGCAAAGGAGAACACACGAAGGUAGUGAAUACGAUAUAUCAGUUGAUUUGAAAGGACAGAAUUGUUUCCUUUAAAUUUAGGCAUGCAUCGCACGUGGAAUCGCAUUGCGCCGAUGUAUAUAAUAAAUUAAUUAUUUACGCGUGGAAUAAGCAGGAUACAUUAUUUUAAUCAACGUAUCGUCAGACGCGCAUAAAAUGCGUGUGGUCGACGAACUGAUUGCGAAGUAGUUUAAUUUCGUUGCAUCACCAAAUAAACAGCACGGUGUAUAGUUAACCUGUAAGAGUCAAUAUUUAAUGUCAAAACAAACGAGAUUUAAAAGAAAGAAAAUCCACUAUGAUCCACCGCGAAGGUAUUUUCACGCGAUGGGGGUAAAAAGGAUAAUUGGGCGAGAGGUGUACUGUAAUUGAUUGACAGAAAAACUAUGAAUCAGAUGAAAAAUAUUUGAGAUUUGGCAAAUAAGUGUACCUCGUUGCAAAAUCAGGCCAACAUGCUAGUGUAAAUUUAAAGUAAGCGAGUGCGCUGAAUUAAAUUCUUUUAUCAUACAAACUCUGCAGAAAUUUACCUAAACCGUCUAGGACGUAAAACGAAAGAUAAAAAUAAAGAAGAAGAAGAAGACUGAAUUCGUGCAGAGAACAUUAAGAUCCCCAUCGCGUGGUACAAUAAUGUCCAAGAAUGAGGUUGAAAUGAGAAUUGACAAAAAAAAAAAGAAAAAGAAAAAAAAAUGAAAAUACAUCAAAUAAAUUUUCGAAACCGUGUAAUUAAUUAUAACCGUGUAAGUAAGUAAGUAAGUUUUAAUUAGUGGUGAAAUUUGCUCCUACUUUAAGUGCCAACCCGCGAGGGUGUCUCAGUGCCUACGGAACUUAAUUAUUAGUAUAAUUAAACGUUGGUUGUCAGACUAUUAUUUCUAAGACAAAUCGCUAGUGAGUAAUGCCCCGUAUGCAUUUAUACCUGUACAUCAUUUCGUGCGUUAGGUGAAAUAUUUAAAUUAUAUUCAACCGUGUAGGAUAUAAAUUUCUCUGCGCGGCAGUACAUACGUGUCUAUCAUAGUCACCGGUGAACGCGCUUGGGCCUCGCUAAUAAAUACCCUAUACCCGUUUACCAAAAAACAAAUCAAUGCUUAAAAAAUAAGA